Messenger RNA from Setaria italica (foxtail millet), 627 nucleotides. RefSeq lists its product as uncharacterized. The coding region runs from base 1 to 627 and encodes 208 amino acids. The record is from RefSeq and is a predicted model, not a curated record. The transcript has a single exon. NCBI's taxonomy places the organism in Eukaryota, Viridiplantae, Streptophyta, Magnoliopsida, Poales, Poaceae.
AUGGCUCUCGAGGCGGCAGCGACCUCCGGCCGCACUCGACGACGAAGCCACGUCGGAGGAGGACUCCCCGUCGCCGUCGCCGCUGCAACGGCCGAGGAGGCCGCAAAGGAUGGCGAAGAGCACGAGGCUGAGGUUGAUGAUGUCACAUCAGCUCUUGAAGCUGAUCCCACCGCGGCGAUACCCUUGGCCCCCGCCUCCUCCUCCUCCUCCUCCUCUGCCGCCACCUCUAGCCCAGGGCGUCGGGCCGCCGCGCCGCACCGCGGAGGGCAGGAACGUCAGCAGGAGCUGGGCGAAGAGGAGCAUGAGGACCCAGACCUUGGCCUCGCCAGCGCCUGCAUUGUCGUCCCCGUCGCCGCCGCCGCGGAGGGCAGGAACGGCAGCUGGAGCAGCGUGAAGAGGAGCACAGUGGCCGGCGGCGCUCGGCCUCCCGUGACCACAUGGCCUCCCAAGGGGCCCGGCGGCCGACGGGGUUCGGCCUCCUGCGGGGGCACAGCAGCCGGCGGGCCGGUGUGGAGCAGAGGGAGAAGGGUGGUGGGACCCACGGGAGCAAAAUCGUCUUUUCACAUGGCACUUAACGGUUCACGGAUGGAAAAUCCAACAGAGUGUUAUAUAAGCAAUGAAAGUUGA